Molecule: messenger RNA, 4730 nt
Organism: Lecanosticta acicola
Lineage: Eukaryota; Fungi; Ascomycota; Dothideomycetes; Mycosphaerellales; Mycosphaerellaceae
Source: the annotation of a GenBank genome assembly
AUGGUCGACCCUACCGCCAACCACUCUUCUGACGAGACUUCAUCGAUCUAUCACUCAUGCAAGUCACGCUCUCUGGACAUGUCGAGCCCCUCGUCUUCGGACGUCGACAUCAAAAAACUCUUACGCCCAUCACUCAGCAAUGGCGGUGACCAAGAGAAUGACCAAGCUGAGCAACACGCUCGUCGCGCCGGCGUCGUCUUUCGCCAUCUUACCGUUCUGGCUAAGGCCACGGCCGCCGUCGAGCAGGGUACAAGUGGCGAUCUUAUCUUGAGCCCUCUUCGAGCUCUCCGGCGCUUGGUUUCCACCCGCUGGUCGUCAAAGCAAGCCACACAACAGCCGCGAGCUCUGCUUGACGGUAUCGAUGGAUGCAUUCGGCCCCGAGAAAUGCUCCUUGUGCUUGGUCGACCUGGCGCGGGCUGUUCCACCUUUCUGAAGGUGCUGGGCAACCAUCGAGAUGGUUACGCCGAAAUCUCCGGAUCAUUGACAUUUGGCGGCGUAGAAGGACGGGCGCUGAGUUCCGAAGAGAGUAGUGCUGUCACCUACAACCCUGAGGAUGACUUGCAUUUCCCGACGCUAAACGUAAAGCAGACCCUGAAUUUUGCUAUACAGAGCAAGACCAGACGCUCAGAGCGCCAGGACUACAGCUCGUAUCUUCGCGAGACUCUGGAUGGACUAGUGCGUUUAUUCUGGAUCCAGCACACGCUUUUUACAAAAGUUGGCAAUGCUUAUGUGCGAGGAAUAUCCGGUGGAGAAAGGAAACGAGUCACGAUUGCGGAAGGGUUAGUGACCAAGUCCGCGGUCCAGAUGUGGGAUAAUUCCACUCGAGGAUUAGAUUCAAGCAGCGCGCUGGAGUACAUCGCCGCCCUUCGCUCUCUUACCGACGGUGCCGGAAUCUCCACCGCUGUUGCCCUUUAUCAAGCAGGCGAGACGUUGUACAAAUACUUUGACAAGGUUAUACUCUUAGACGAGGGCAAAUGCCUAUACUUCGGACCAGCAUCAGAGGCACGCCAAUACUUCGUGGACCUGGGCUUCCAGAGUCCUGAGACACUGACUACAUCGGACUUCUUGAUAUCCAUGGCGAAUCCACACGAGAGGCGCGCUCGAACGGGUUUCGAAGACUGCAUUCCGCGGACGCCCGAGCAAUUCCGAUCGCGAUACCGCGAGAGUGAUAUUCGUGCCCGCAACCUGCUGGAUAUGGAGUCGCUUGAGACACAAAUACAGACGCGCGAUAUGGAUUCGCACAACGCCCCCGGGAAGGGACUGAAGCAUGGACGUGCGAAGACGAGAUACGCAGUGCCUUUCUGGCGACAAGUGCUCAUCUGCGUUCGACGCAACUUGCAGAUUUUGUGGGGAGACAAAGCCUCGCUGUUUGGAAAAUGGGGAGGCAUCGUCUUCCAAUCUCUGGUUAUUGGCAGUCUGUUCUACGACACUCCCAGUACAUCUAGUGGUGUCUUUCUUCGAGGCGGAGUCAUCUUUUUCCUGCUUCUCUUCAAUCUGGCUCUGGCAGGCUCUGAGACGAUGGCAGGCUUUGAGGGAAAGCCGAUUAUGCUAAAGCAUAAAAGUCUUGCUUUCCAUCGUCCUGCAGCUCUAGCAGUCGCCCAAUUCCUGGUGGAUAUACCUAUUAUACUGGGACAGAUACUGCUCUUCGAAGUUGUCAUUUACUUCUUGACCGGCUUAGGGAGGACCGCCUCCCAAUUCUUCCUCUCGGUGUUUUGCCUCUGGCUUACUACCUUGGUCAUGUAUGCACUGAAUCGUGCUAUUGCCGCGGUGUUCCAGUCCCAGGAUAUGGCCAUGGGCUUUGCAGGAACCACCCUCCAGCUGCUCAUAUUGUACAUCGGGUACAUUAUCCCACCGCAGAGCAUGCACCCCUGGUUCAAGUGGAUCACGUACGUCAAUCCGCUUCAAUAUGCCUUCGAGAUUUUGAUUGCAAACGAAUUUGCGCAUCGCGACAUUCCUUGCGUUCCUCCAUCGCUGGCUCCUUACGGCCCGGGGGCCGUUCCUGGCUCGCAGGGUUGUGGAGUUGGCGGCAGUAUCAUAGGAGACACCAUUGUCUCUGGACAGGCCUAUGUUCAUUCUCUCGGGUACUCCUAUUCCCAUGUGUGGAGAAACAUCGGGAUUCUCUGCGGCUUUUGCGCUUUCAAUCUCUUGAUGAUGGUCAUUGGGAUGGAGACCUCGCGGCCAGCCAUGGGCGGUGCUUCACUCAGGCUGUUCAAGAGAGGGCACCUUCCAGGCUCAAAGCAAGAUGAUCACUCGCAGCUCACUUCGACCGACGAGGAAAAACAAACAUCUUCCGGGCAGGGUCCGAUAUCCGCUUCCUCAGCAAUCGAAAAUCCCAUCUCCGAGCGAACAACUGGUGUUAACAACGCCUUCGCAUUCCGCAACAUUAAUCUGACUGUGCGGACAUCGGGCGGUCCCAAGCAACUCUUGAAAUCUCUUGACGGCGUCGUCGGAGGCGGACGUCUGACUGCUCUCAUGGGCUCCUCAGGAGCCGGUAGGUCCCUCUUGGUCGUAUCCUUAUGUCAUCCACUAAGAUGUGGUAGGCAAAACAACACUCUUGAAUACGUUGGCACAGCGGAGCAUCAAAGGUGGAAAACUUGAAGGGUCAGUGUGUCCGCUUGUCUCCAUGUCUCUGAACAAGUGGUGCUAACUGGCAAUAGGGAGAUUCGCUUGAACGGCGAACCACUACUCAAAUCUUUCAGAAGGAAGGUUGGCUACGCCGAGCAGAUGGAUCUUCACGAAGAGACGAGCACAGUACUGGAAGCAAUCCGCUUCUCAGCGCUUUUGCGGCAGCCUGCGUGCAUUCCCGUUACGGAGAAAUAUGCAUACUGCGAACAAGUCAUUGACAUGCUUGAGCUCCAUGGCGUUGCUCAUGCCGUCAUUGGAACUAAUGAUCGCGGCCUCAAUCCAGAGACAAGGAAGAUAGUAACUAUCGCCGUGGAGCUCGCCGCGAAGCCGGAGACGCUAUUCUUCCUAGAUGAGCCGACUUCAGGGCUUGAUUCGGCUGCUGCAUUCAACGUCGUUAGAAUGUUAAGGAAGCUCGCGGACUCCGGUCUGGCUAUCUUAUGCACAAUACACCAGCCGUCAUCCAACCUUCUCGGGCUGUUCGAUGACCUGCUCUUGCUGGGAACCGGCGGGCGGUGCGUGUACAAUGGCCCUCUAGGUCAGGACUGUCGUGAGAUGAUCGACUACUUCGAAGCGUUGGGCGCAGCCGAAUGCAACUUAGGAGAGAACCCGGGUGAGUUGAUAGUUUGAACAUGCAAGAGGGUCAUUUGCUGAUACGCCGCGACUGAUAGCCGAAUACAUGCUCACUACGAUUGGUGCCGGCGAUCCAAGCUACCGUGGUCCUGACUGGGCCGACAAGUGGGCAUUAUCAGACGCACGCAAACGUAUGAGUGUUCGACUCGAGCAUGCGAUGCGGUCUUCGCCACCAUCAGCACAGACGCCGACCGCUCCGCUUUCGGAAGAUCUAACGUACUACGCUACGUCUCUUUUGACACAGACCCUUGCAGUCCUCAAGCGCGCCUUCGUAGCCCAGUGGCGGAAACCUGAAUAUGUAUACGGGAAGAUCAUCAUGCACGUGGUAGGUGGCCGUAUCUGGCAAUCAAUGCCACCAAAGCUAUCUGCUAAUUCCUGCGUGAACAGUCGUGUGCUCUCUUUAACGGCUUUUCAUUCUACAAGAUUGGAUAUUCCAGCCUGGACAUGCAAUCUCGAAUGUUUAGCAUUUUUCUGGUGCUGGCCGUGGCGCCACCAUUGAUCCAACAGCUUCUGCCUCCAUUCCUGCAAUCACGGCGGAUCUUCGAGUGCCGCGAGAACCAGUCUCAGAUGUAUUCCUGGCUUGCUUGGGUAAUCGGGGCCAUAAUCACCGAGCUGCCACUCUCCAUAUUCGCGGGAACGCUAUAUUUUGUCUCCUGGGUAAUUACGUCCUCACUCGACAUCAUGUACAAAGCUGACCCGUUUGACAGUGGUUCUGCAGCCUGGGCUUCUCGCAAAAUGGGAACGCCGCAUCAAGCUAUAUGUGGUUGAUGAUUCAGAUCUACGAACUCUACUACAUAUCUUUCGGACAAAUGUUCGCAGCCUUUGUGUCAAGCGAGAUGCUUGCUUCACUGCUCAGCACCGCCUUCUUUCUCUUCAUCCUGAGUUUCUGCGGAGCCUUUGUUCCAACCAACGCCAUUCCAUCCUUCUGGCGUUCCUGGAUGGUCUGGAUCGAUCCAUACCACUACAUACUGGAGGGAAUGCUGUCUGUCGCCGUUCACGACCUUCCCGUCAUCUGCAAGCCCGAUGAAUUCUCCCGGUUCUACCCUCCGCCUGGGCAAUCCUGCGAGAGCUACACUGCACCCUUCAUAGCUGAAGUGGGUGGAUACGUGCAGACUACCGCGCAGGGACUUUGUGAGAUGUGCCAGUAUUCUAGCGGAGACCAAUAUGCGGCCGGAUCGAACAUCUUCUACCAUCAUCGCUGGAGAGAUGCGGGCAUUGCUCUCGCCUUUGUGGCUUUCAACUUCUCCAUCGUGCUGCUGGCCACGUGGCUGAGAUUCGAGGGGGGGAGGAUGAUAGCCGGCGUCACCAUGGGAAGGCUGAAACCGACGCCUUCUCCUUCACACACGCCGGAUGAAGACGAUGGACAAUCGAGCCUGUCUGGAGGGCCUGCGACGGACAGUCAAUUGGCUCCUCUCGACUUUGGCGAUGAGGCGCUAUUCGAUGUCGAAGCUAACAUUGCAAGAGCUUAUUUCUGA